Molecule: messenger RNA, 690 nt
Organism: Serendipita indica DSM 11827
Lineage: Eukaryota; Fungi; Basidiomycota; Agaricomycetes; Sebacinales; Serendipitaceae
Source: the annotation of a GenBank genome assembly
AUGUCGGUGAUGAGACCGGAUGGGAGCGUCAUGUUUGUCAUCGAAACGGCACCAUACUUGGACGACCAACGUACCGAAGUCUACGAUGCAGAGGGGGAUGUACUGGGUUCAAUCUUGUGGAAUGGGACACAACCGAGCCACAUUUGCGUGUACAGCGAAAGCGCGAGUCAUUCGCAGCCAUUCGAAAUGGUCCCCAGAGGCGACCCGACCUCACAAGAUCAAUUUGAAGUGAUCGCAGGCGAUGGCGCUCAUGAAAUUCUAUGGGUCGUCGACCGACGAGGACUUCGGGCUCACUAUCCAAUGCAUUCGCGAGGCAGCUCACACCGACCGCCCCUAGUCGCAGAUUAUAUACCUCUGCGUGCAUCUGGGGCUGCAAAGAUGUUAAAGGGAAGCACCGCGACCGGCCAACGCAAGUUUUCCGAGACGGAUUGCGAUGUGCUCGAACUUGCAGUCGAACAAAUGUCCGAUGACGCGCUGGGACGAUUCUGGGUUGCAUUCAUCUUGCUUGACAUUAUCCACAAGUCCAAGUUUGCGCUCACUGCACCAGCGCUGGCUACUCCGCCGUCGGCAAAGGUUGCACGAAGGGUGCCAAAGACUGCGUCUGGACGAAGUGGAUGGGGAGCUAGAACGGAAAAGCUCAAGGAUUUGACGAUUGGAAUGAUGCUCCAGCCCCGACGAUGGUCGCUGUGA